Molecule: messenger RNA, 1324 nt
Organism: Phytophthora infestans T30-4
Lineage: Eukaryota; Oomycota; Peronosporomycetes; Peronosporales; Peronosporaceae
Exons: 1
Coding region: 291-1274 (327 amino acids)
Source: RefSeq, a predicted model, not a curated record
CGAGAAUGUUCGUCUUGUCCGCAUGUCGUCCGCUCAACAUCCGCCCAACCAUCUCAUGUAAGAGCAACGGGAGUACCCCUAGACACCCUUGGAAGUACUACAUGGUACAGGCUGUACUACAUGGUACAACUACAUGGUACAUCAUCGCUGUCUCUGAGGGUACUCUCGAUUACUUUUAAGGGGUAUGAAGAGCGGACGAUGAAACAUAGACGAUACGCACCGUCCUCUAAAACCUCAGUUGAGGCUAUUUCAUGACAGUUCAUUCUGGAAGUUGCCUGUAAGAUUGAAGGAUGGCGCGGAAAUGGUUCCAGCUCGUAGGCGAAGAUGGGAACGCGGUAACGUCGACUGAUGCUGUUGUCGUGGAUAUCGAAGAUGUGGAUAUGUUGCGGCAUGCGGUGAAGGAGCAGCUCAGAGACAGUCACCUCGCAGGGAUUGCUGCGUCCGAUCUCACAGUCUUUGCGAACCGGGCGGAGUACGAUGCGAAGCGAAGCGUGGUGCUGCCCCAUUCGUGGUCCCCAGUGACGGCGUAUGGGAAUAAUGGAGAGAAUGCGCUCAUUGUGCAAGUGCCGAAGCACGCAGAAAGCGAUUCACGUUAUUUUAUCCAGCCAAACGCUCAAGAACAAGUCGAAAAGGCAGUAUUUGUGAUCGUGGAAGAAGACGGAGAACGCAACGAUGUUGGAAUGGGUGUGUUUUUCAGCUCGACUCUAGCGGUCACAUGCGACCAUAACCUAACGGAGCAACACACUGUGGGAAGCAUGGUGUCUGUGGCGUUGAAGGAAGGUAUUGAAGUUGUUGAAGUUGGUGCUCGCAGUUCUCAGCUGGACUUUGCGAUUCUGCAGUCGUCCAAAACCAGGGGAUCAUUCUUCAUUCCUCCAUGGAAUGGAAGACCAGAUGAACUAAGAGGACGCUAUGAUCUUGUGUUGGCAUCGUAUCGAUUCGGUAUUGACGAAUACCAAGACGUGUUUAAGAAUCAACUGGGAUUUGCUCCGGUAGCCGGCAUCUCCAUCAGUGCUUACAGAAGACACAUCAUGUAUUCGUGCCCAACGUACGCUGGAGAUUCUGGUGCUGCACUUCUUCUCAAGGAUGGAUUUCUUGUCGGUAUCCAUCUGGAUACGGUCAAUGCACUCCGCGAAGAGAUGGACCGCAAGAAAACCAUCAAGGAUCGCUUGAAUGAUGUGGGGGAGUCUCUGGACAACAUUGCGAGAAGCGGACUAGCGCAAGGCUGCUCUUUUGGUCUUUUGGCUCAUGAGUUCAACGACGUAGUGAGCGAGUAGUGCGAAUUGACGAGUUCAUAAAUUAAUGGCACAUCUCAGUCACGAAAAAA